AUGCUGGGCAGCAGAGCCGGACGGGCAGCGCCCCUCCUUGCUUUGCUGCAGCUUAUUGGGGUGACUGGCGAGUGUAAUCCCUUCUGCGAGAAGAAGACCGACCCGUGGGAGUCGCUCUGCACCUGGAAUGGCUGCUACGGUUGCAGCGAAUGUUACGUCCCGCCUGCAAGCCCGCCACAAUGCCAGGGCUUCUGUGCAGCAAAGACGCAACCCUGGGACACCCGGUGCAGCUGGGCCGGCUGCGGCGGCUGCACCGAGUGCAUGCUUCCUCCGCCGUCCCCUCCCGCGCCGGCGUGCAGGUCGUUCUGUGAGGACAAGACGCAGGCCUGGGAUGACAAGUGCGCCUGGGCGGGCUGCAUCGGCUGCUCCGAGUGCGGCGCCGAGUCCGAGUGCAAGCCAUUCUGUGAGACCAAGACGCAGGCUUGGGAUGCCAAGUGCACCUGGAGGGGUUGCAACGGCUGCUCCAAGUGCUCUCUCCCUGCGCCGGAGUGCAAGCCGUAUUGUGAGGACAAAACGCAGGCCUGGGAUGACAAGUGCACCUGGGCGGGCUGCAUCGGCUGCUCCGAGUGCGGCGCCGAGUCCGAGUGCAAGCCAUUCUGUGAGGCCAAGACGCAGGCUUGGGAUGACAAGUGCACCUGGGCGGGCUGCAACGGCUGCUCCGAGUGCGGCGCCGAGUCUGAGUGCAAGCCAUUCUGUGAGACCAAGACGCAACCAUGGUCGAUAAAGUGCUCAUGGCACGGCUGCUCGGCCUGCAGAGGCGAGUGCAAUGCGUGCAAGCCCUCCUGUGCGGUCAAGACGGACCCGUGGGAGAUGCUCUGCAGCUGGAACGGCUGCUCUGGCUGCACCGGCCUCUCGCCAACGGCCUCGCCAUCUGCUCCAUCAACCACAGCGGCCCCGGUCACCCUUCCACCAGCGCCGCUAGUAAUCACACACGCGUUUUCGCCGCCCUCCAACAUGACCACCUCCGUCACCUACGAGGUCUCUCUCACUCAAGGGCGGAGGCGAGAGCUGCAGACUGUGACCACGGCGGACCUUAAAAGUGCCGUGCAAGCGGCGUACGCCGGCUCCGGUAUCAGCCUCACACUGGCUCAGAUCAGCCUCGAGGACCUGGGCAGCAACAAAUACAAGGUGACAGUGACAUCUCCCGACUGGCCGAGCGCGACCGAUGUCUACGAAAAGACCACCAACCAAUUGCUCGCCGACAUAUUGCAGCAGCUGCCUGGUCACAGCCAAGUGCAGUUCGACUCUCUCCCCGUGAUUCGCGUGGUCGCCCCAUGCCAAAUCGAUUACGCGCUGGUGGGCAACGGCUACUGCCUCUCCGACCCCUUUGCCGAUGCGCUCGAACCGGCCUGCAAGGCUGAGGAGAUGCAACAGCCGGCAGGAAGCCGCAACCUUCAGCGUUGCUUCGACGACAGCGCCCGCAUCAAGUGGAAUCCGGCGUUCACAUGGCAGUUCCCCCUGGCCUCGCCGCCCGCCAACGACGGCACACACCACGACUGCGAGGCGGAGUGCAGCGCGAACCUGGACUGCAUCGGCUACAUGACAGAGACCGAGAACUCCGACUAUCCUACCCUCGGACCUAGCUUUGUCUGCAUCACGAUACUCAAUUCCGACUACCUAGCCAGUGGUGGCAUCAACUACGUGGACGAGGAGACGCGGAACCACUGCUUCGAGAAGCGGUGCACGCCUGCGAUCAGCGGCAUCGUAAACCCCACCAUCCUCUUUGCCGAUUUAUUCCUCAAAUUUGGCCUCCUGAAUCCGCCCGAUGGCACCCCUUGCACCCCGCCAACAACCGACCCAGCGCCCGACCCGCAGACACAGCCAGGGGAGCUCACAGCGAAGUUUUAUGCGGGGUCGAAUUUUGCUGCAAACGGAGGCGGCCGACCUUUCGCUCAGAACAUUCUGGAACCUGCCAUCCUCGAGGGGCUGAACGCGUUGCCGCUCGACCCACUCGACCCUACUGGGGGCAAGGUUGGCGACUACCUCGUGGACGAAACGCAUGGGGCGUUUGGUGGGCUAAAGGUGAACCUCUGGCAUCUAACUGUGCAGUGCGAGGACAGGUACGGCGCGAGUGUUGUCCCGACGCCACAGGUGGGCACGAACACAGCCAGCAGCCAAUGCGAUUACAAUGAGGCGUACAAGGCGAGACACGCGCCCUGGACGUGUGGCACUUCCAAUAGCCAACCGUGUAUCCAGACGUUCUCGUCGAACUCAUUCGGGCGUGUCUGCGAUAACGAGUGCCUCGACCAAGCGUUCCGCAAUGCGUGCCGCAUCUGCUGCGACUCUUGUCCCCAGCCCGCCGGCUGCCUGAGCUAUGGGGAUGGAGCUUGUGACCCAGUGACAGGCAUCUGCAAUGGCAACUGCAACUGGGCUAGCGGCUACGACAUGGAGCCGGCAAACCUCGACGCUCUGCGCGGCUACGUGGCGGUCGGCUUUAUCAGUAGCGACCCCGCCCUUCAGCAGCGGGUGUUGCGGCGCAUCGAGUGCUACUACGCCACGGAUGGCUUCAAGGACCGCAUCAACGCCAGGAUGGCCGCCGUUGCGCAGGAGCGCCGUUGCGACGGAAGCGGGCCCAGGGACGGGAGCACCGAGCUGCACAAGAUCGAGGUGGUGCAGGUGGAUGUCGUGCAGGGGCGGCCCGCGGAUUUGGGGGUGUCAUCAUUUAACGGGUUUGAGGGCGACGUCAUCGUGCCGACGGGCUGCUAA
Molecule: messenger RNA, 2706 nt
Organism: Emiliania huxleyi CCMP1516
Lineage: Eukaryota; Haptophyta; Isochrysidales; Noelaerhabdaceae
Exons: 2
Coding region: 1-2706 (901 amino acids)
Source: RefSeq, a predicted model, not a curated record